Messenger RNA from Trichobilharzia regenti, 1233 nucleotides. Lineage: Eukaryota; Metazoa; Platyhelminthes; Trematoda; Strigeidida; Schistosomatidae. The record is from the annotation of a GenBank genome assembly.
AUGACGGUGCAAUAUAAUCAACUUGUCCUUACUGGUGGUCCGGGGGUGUUUUUUAGUCUCUUAUUAAGAUGGCGAGGUUGUGUCUUCAAACUGAUUUACAUCGAUGUCAUAUUUUUUAUGACUUUAUACGCCUUGAUAAGCUGCAUAUACCGUUUUGCACUUCCAGAACAUGCUCAAAGGGUUUUUGAAAAAACUGUAGUAUUUACACAAAGCUUCCAAGGGCUUAUCCCUGUUUCUUUUAUUCUUGGCUUCUACAUUAAUUAUGUGUUCGCAAGAUUUUGGAAAUUAUUUAUGACUAUUCCUUGGGUGUUGAAGUUUGCCAUUUCUAUUACUGGGCACCUCUCUGGAGAUUCUGAUCGUCCCCGUAUGAUACGUCGUACAUGUUUUCGUUACAUGAUGGGAAGUCUAAUAAUGACUUGUACUCGCCUCAACUUGAUUGCAAAAAAACGAUUUCCCACGCCUGAAUAUUUUGUUAAAGCAGGCAUAUUUACUGAAGGCGAGGUGAUAAUGAUCCUGAAUGUUGUCCCCACGCAUGUGCAACCUUUUCUGCCUAUUAUUUGGACCAUCUCGCUAAUUACACGGGCUCAAAAAGAAGGUUUAAUAAGAAAUCAUCAUGCUUUAGCCUCCAUUAUUGAUGAAGUGAAUAAUUUUCGUCAAGGUCUACUGGAUAUGUUUAUGAUGGACUUUGUUUGUAUUCCGUUAGUGUAUACACAGGUUGUAACAUUGGCAGUGUAUAUUUAUUUUCUUGCCUCGCUUAUUGGUCGACAAUUUGUAAUGGAUGCAUCACCGUAUGCUGACCAAGUGAAUUCUAAAGAUUUGUACUUUCCAUUCUUUACUAUCUUAGAAUUUAUUGUCUAUAUGGGUUUGUUAAAAGUUGCUGAAACUUUGGUUAACCCUAUGGGAGAGAAUGAUGAAGACAUUGACAUCAAUGAAGUGAUAGACUUCAAUUGGAAAGCUGGUUGGUGCAUUGUCGAUGGAAUGAAAACAAGUGUGCCUGCUAUUGUACGUGAUAUACACUGGCGACUGUCAGUUACAGAAUUACCGCAUACCGAAGAAUCGAAACGUUUAUCUACUCGACCGUUUAGAGGAUCUGUAUAUGAUUUAAAUCUAACCUCCCAUCAAGACUUAAUCGGAUCUGGAUUAUCGUUAUCGAGGCUCAUUCGUUCUCAAGACUUGGCUGGCGGCGGUAUGCGUAAAUUCAGUCGACAAAGUCAAGUAGCCCAACCGCAAUAG